This is a messenger RNA of Haliotis rufescens (red abalone), 1152 nucleotides long. RefSeq names its product fucolectin-1-like. NCBI's taxonomy places the organism in Eukaryota, Metazoa, Mollusca, Gastropoda, Lepetellida, Haliotidae. The record is from RefSeq and is a predicted model, not a curated record. The transcript has 4 exons. The coding region runs from base 20 to 799 and encodes 259 amino acids.
CAUACUGGAUGCGUUUGUGAUGUCUCUUCACCAACAUCUACAUUUAAAGUGGUGUACAUAUAUAUGCAUUGGUUAUUGCUGCUCUUUGGUUGUUGCCACCAACAAUGUUGCUAUUGGAAAGCCCACCUACUACAGCACUGAUUACCAAGGUUAUUCCCAACCGUCUUAUGCUGUUGAUGGAAACACUGACAACAAUUGGAGUAGUAGAAGUUGUUUUGGGACAGCUCAUGAUGACUUGAACCCAUGGUGGAUAGUUGACCUACUCAGCACAUACACCAUCGGUAACAUCACUAUCUACAACAGAGGGGAUGCCUAUUCGGAGCGCCUCCAUGACGUCACGGUGGAGAUGUUCUCUGUCAAUCCGGCAAGAUGUCCAACAGCUGCUGCAACUCCAUGUAAACAUCUCCCCGGGCAACUGGCUAUGGUCUCCCAUAUAACCUGUGAUGAGGAAGUUGUUGGCAGGUUUGUCAAAAUCCGGAAGGAGACUGUUAAUCAGUAUGACACCAUGAUGUUUUGUGAAAUUGAGAUAAGUGGGAUUCCUCUUCAUCAAGAGUGUGGGCAGAAAGUUUUUCCUGCUGCCAAUGGACGCCGACUGCAUCAAACUACUGUUCUGGGAAAUAUAACUUCCCUAAAGUUCCGGUUAGAAUGCGCAAUUUCCUGUCAUCACUUUGUGGGGUGUGUUGGCUGCAACUUCCGGAAUGUCGACAACACCUGUGAGAUGAUUAUCUCGCCUGACAGGAAUGCAAGCGUUGUGUCGGAUUCUCAGUGGGACUAUCUCGGAUAUGACCUUUGCGAAUGAUCAAGACAUAUAAUCGUUUUGUAGAAUGUGGUGUAGGAGAAUAUUACGGUUGGUCAACUUCUUUAUCAUAAUUGUACAAAAACAUUGCAGUGGCCUGCUUGAUAAUGAUGUUCAAAUUUACUCCGAACCAUCACUACAGUUCUAAUACUGAAUGUUAUCCCCUUCCGUUCAAUUAACGUCAUGCAAUUAGAAUUAUCUUGGCUAAGCUUAUAUACUUACCAACUAAAACACGACUUAACACGAAUGUACCAGAUAUAGUCUUUUUCUGGAAAAAGGACCAGCUCCGUUCAUUCUUCAUACAUUGUUUACUCCCAAUAAUUGCACUCUACCAUAAUAAAGACUAUAUUUCAUGA